Messenger RNA from Xyrauchen texanus (razorback sucker), 3950 nucleotides. Its product is annotated as protein Jade-3. Bases 245 to 2644 code for a protein of 799 amino acids. The transcript is spliced from 12 exons. Gene Ontology annotation, cellular component: histone acetyltransferase complex. Gene Ontology annotation, biological process: regulation of transcription by RNA polymerase II. The record is from RefSeq and is a predicted model, not a curated record. NCBI's taxonomy places the organism in Eukaryota, Metazoa, Chordata, Actinopteri, Cypriniformes, Catostomidae.
GUGAGAGGGUGAUUGCUGCUUUUGGGAUAUUGACAGUGGGACAGAAAAGAAAAAUUAACACACACACACAAAAACACGCUUUUUUGCCUCAUCUCUGGACAGCUGACUUGAAGACAGCCUUGCGGAGUCUUUCGCCUCGUGCGAUCGGCCCAGUGGAUUUUGGAUGUGAGGCAUGAGCAAAAGACAGAAGAAGCACAGAGGAAUAAUACACUAGCAUGCGCUUUAAAUUUAUGGAUACGUCAGGAUGAAACGGCUCAGGACUUCAAGCAGCAGUGACAGUUCAGACAAUGAAAGUCCCUCGACAUCCUUUUCCUCUUACAAGUAUGGAAGCAAACCAGGAACCCCCGCCUCUGCUCAGAAGAAACCGGCAGAGGUUUUCAGAAAAGACUUGAUCAGUGCAAUGAAGCUGCCGGAUUCUCACCACAUCUCUCCAGAGGAUUAUUACCUGCUUGCUGACACCUGGAAGCAGGAAUGGGAAAAAGGUGUACAAGUACCCGCCAGUCCUGAGACCAUCGCUCAGCCCUCUGUGAGGAUAAUGGCAGAGAAGCCAAAGGAGGUCCUCUUCACCAAACCGAGGAAGUAUAUUCAGUGCUGGAGUCAGGACUCUACGGAGACGGGUUAUGUCAACAUCAAGGAGCUGGCAGAGGCCAUGUGCAGAUAUGACCUAGAUGAUAUGGACCUGUACUGGCUCCAGCAGCUAAAUGCAGAACUUGGUCAGAUGGGUGAUGGGCCGGUGGAUGAGUUGACAAUGGAACGGGUGAUGGAGGCUCUGGAGAGGCAGUGCCAUGAAAACAUGAACCAUGCCAUCGAGACUGAGGAAGGGUUGGGAAUUGAAUAUGAUGAGGACGUCAUCUGUGAUGUGUGUCGUUCGCCUGACAGCGAGGAGGGCAAUGACAUGGUCUUUUGUGACAAAUGCAACAUUUGUGUGCACCAGGCCUGCUAUGGCAUUGUGAAAGUGCCACAUGGAAACUGGCUAUGCAGAACCUGUGUGCUUGGCAUCAAUCCCCAGUGCCUUCUGUGCCCAAAAAUAGGGGGCGCAAUGAAGGCCACCAGGGCGGGCACCAAAUGGGGUCAUGUUAGCUGUGCUCUCUGGAUACCGGAGGUGAGCAUUGCGUGUCCGGAGAGAAUGGAGCCCAUCACCAAAGUGUCUCAUAUUCCCCCGAGCCGCUGGUCCCUCAUCUGUAGUCUCUGUAAGCUCAAGACUGGAGCCUGUAUACAGUGCUCAGUUAAGAACUGCACCAUCCCUUUCCACGUCACUUGUGCUUUUGAGCACAGCCUGGAAAUGAAGACCAUCCUGGAUGAAGGUGAUGAGGUCAAGUUCAAAUCCUACUGCCUGAAGCACAGCAAACCCAAAGUAGGAGAGCCGGGCUUGAGCCCAGCCCGUCAUAAACCUCCGACCGAUACUGAGAAGCUGGGCCUGAGGGCGCAGAAACUUCAGGAGCUAGAGGAGGAGUUUUAUACCCUUGUGCAUCCUGAAGAAGUGUCCCAGGAUCUUGGACAGCCUGUCUACCUGCUGGAUUUCAUCUUUCAGUACUGGAAGAUGAAGAGGAAAAGCAACUUUAACAAAGCCCUGUUGCCACCGAAAGAAGAUGAAGAGAACCUGCUUCUACAGCCACAGGAGGACAGUAUCCACACACGCAUGCGCAUGUUCAUGCACCUACGGCAGGACCUGGAGAGGGUGAGGAACUUGUGCUACAUGGUGAGUCGGAGAGAGAAACUGAAGCUGUCUCAAAGUAAAGCUCAGGAGCAAAUUUUCAAUCUGCACGUCAAGCUCAUCAACCAAGAGUUGUCUGCUGGGCUUACGGUGUCAUCGUCUUUAGAGAACCUGCUGUUCCAACCUCCUCCCAGAAUAACCAUUAAGCUCAAAAUGCCCAAAGUGGCACUUGGCAAUGGCAAAACCUGCUCCAAAUCUGGGAAUGGACCUCUGUGCCCGGACAACAGCGGUAAUGUGUAUGACAGUGUUGAGGGCGGCAUUGGCCAGGGAAAACCACAGCUACAUCUUAGCCGGGCACGAAUAGAGGAGCGCGCUAACGGCCUCAUACCUGCCUCGGUCUACAUACGGCGAGAUAAUGGAACGCCUCCAUUGGCUGUGAAACAAACAGGCAAACCCCUGGCUUUGCAUGCUGCCCUCCAUGGUCAAUCACCCAAUGGAAAGGGCAAAGCCGAACAGGAGAAAACGCACCAACUGAAAGCCAACGGCAAUAUAGAGAAGCAUGUACUUCAAAGAGACACUUCCUGUAAGACACCUACUGAACAAGAAACACGCAUUGGGAUUUUAGGGAAAGGUCAAGCAAGUGGAUUCCACAAAACCUCCCUUGAGCACUUCAGUAGAUCCCUUAAAGAAGCAACUGUCAGUUUAGUACGAACUGAGGAUCUACGGGCCUUUGAAAAGAACGCACUCAAAUCCUCUGGCUUCACCAAGCCGGUUUCCAUUGAGCGGCCACUAGGUGGCAGCAGAGCAUACCAAGACAGCGAUGGUUACUGCCCGGAUGCAGAGCUCAGUGACUCUGAGCCUGAGGCUAAGGGGAAGUGCCGGCAGGGAAGUAGGGGCCAAAAUCAGAGAACUCCUGCUGGGGACUACGUAAAGUCAGUGAAAACUCGAGCACAACUAUCUUUUACCUCUAGGACAAAGGUGCAAAGGUGAUAAUCUUUUAAAGCCAUUAAAAAAAAAAUCUCAAACCCACUGCUACAAAUUACUGUAAACUUUCCAGUGGUUAUAAUAAGUGCCAGAUUUUCCCAGCCCAAUUUUUUUUUUUUUUUUUACUUUGUCGAUGAUCAGGCAAUGGUUUUUAGCAUGGUGUGCCAAAAUAUUCUCCCUGGUAGAUUGAUGCAGAUCCAUCUAUUUUUAUAACGGGCCUCUCUUUUGGAUUGACAUGCAUCACUGUGUCUCUCUACCCAGCUCUAAUCCAUAGUGUUUCUGCAUUACUUGGACUCAAUAAAUGAGAGCACACCGUGUGUGGCAUACAGUAGGUUUUAUGGGCCUUGAAGCCAUGUUUCUGUACAUAAUGAACCUCAGUUUUUGUAGACUGUACAUAGUAGUUUGUGUACUAAAGAUGGUUUCCACAUACUGAAACAUCCUACUUUCUUACUGAUAUGGUUAUGCAAAUAAAUAAAGACUUAAGACCUCAGAUGUGACAUGUUUGGUUGUUCUGAGGAUUUGUUUGGCUGUCUGGAAGAUAUCAAAUCAGACUGUUUUCUCUGUUCUAUUUCUCCCUCUCUGUGCCUUGGUCUCUUUGAUGUUUCCCCCUUCUUUCUUUGGUAAUGUUAGAACUGGCAUGAUUGCUGUCUGAUUUGCUCCCUCUAUUGACAAAGUGUGUGUGUGCAAUCUGAAAUGGUAUUCCAUCAUUGUCUUGAAGUAACCAGAAAUGUCAACCUUAUUUUUAUAUAUAUAUAUGCUCAUACAGUAUAUACACUACUUGUCAAACGUUUUGAAACACUUGACUGAAUUGAAUCAAAUUGUGCCACCAUAUUAUUUUAUCCAUCCAUCCAUCCAUCAUCAACCGCUUAUCCUGUGUACAGGGUCGCGGGCAUAUUAUUUUAUUUAAUUAUAAAACGAAUAUAUAAUUUUUUUUUUUUAAAUUGAUGACUUGGACCAACUAAUAAAGAAAAUCAGCCAAUAAGUGCCCAACAUAGAUGGGAACUCCUUCAAUACUGUUUGCAUCCCAGGGUGAUUCCUCAAGAAGUUGGUUGAGAAAAUGUCAAGAGUACAUUUAUGCAAAUUCUAGGCAAAGGGUGACAACUUUAAACAAAAUCCAAAAUAAAUCAACAUUUGUUAUACUUCAGCAUCUUCAGUCACAACAUAAUUCCCAUAGUUCCAUUCAUGUUAUUCCAUAGUUUUGAGGACUUUAUUAUAGUAUUUUUUUAAUUCACAUUUUAGAAUAAUAGUAAAGAAUGAGUAAGUGUUUCAAAACAUUUGACCGUGUGUGUAUUUUUGUAAAUGUUUGAUUAUA